CUCAGAUCCAAAACGACGCCGUCGAUCUACACAGUCACAGUUGUACUGUUGUCUUUUUUGUCUUGCACCACUCUUUGGUUCCAUCGCCGCUGCUCCACCACUACUCUCCUCCGGCGGAUUCCCCAAACUCACACACACUAUACACACAUUUGAGAGCAAUGGCGGCGGCGUUUGGAGCAGCAAAUGCAUCCGCGGCGGCGGUGGCGGCCUCCUUGACGGAGAAUUCACUUAAAUCCUCCACUUAUUUACCGAUUUGCCACCGCAAUUUCCUCAACGGACCCCAUCCGAACAAGGUGUCCUUUCGCCUCUCUGUCAAGCCCAAGCUCCGAUUUUCUUCCAAGGGUUUGCAGUCGGGCUCGAACUGUUCUACUGUGGUAAGAGCUCAACUAAACGAGGUUGCUGUGGAUGGAUCGCCAAAAGCUGCUGCAUCAACUACUGUACAAUCAGAGGGGUCACCGGUCGAAGCCAAGAGUAUCAAGUCGUCAAAUGAGCUUCCUCCGUCUGCUGCAUUGAGAUCCGAAGAAUCAAUAUCCGAAUUUAUUAGUCAAGUUUCAAGUCUCGUCAAGUUGGUUGAUUCUAAGGAUAUCAAGGAACUGCAUUUGAAACAAUUUGACUGUGAAAUAUUGAUACGUAAAAAGGAGGCCUUAUCUCCACCUGCUGCUCCCCCCGUUACAUAUUAUCAGUCUCAACCUCAGCCUGCAGCUCUACCGCCAGUCUAUGCACCAUCUCCAGUGGUGCCGACUGCUGCAGUUUCUCUUGCAGCAACACCUGCUCCUCCUAAAGCUCAACCAUCCAAGUCAUCUCAUCCGCCUUUUAAGUGUCCCAUGGCAGGAACCUUAUAUCGUAGUCCAGCACCUGGUGAACCACCAUUUGUGAAGAUUGGAGAUAAAGUACAAAAGGGACAGGUUCUAUGCAUCAUCGAGGCCAUGAAAUUGAUGAAUGAAAUAGAAGCUGAUCAAUCUGGAACAUUAGUUGAGAUUCUCGGGGAAGAUGGCAAGCCAGUCAGUAUUGACACACCUCUUUUUGUGAUUGAGCCAUAGAGCAGACUGAAAAGGUACGAGGGAGUAGGAAGGUUGUUCAUCGUAAAAUCUUUGUCAUCAGACGCGGUAUUAAUUUGAACAUGCGGUGAUUUUGUUUUACUUGGCUCAUCGAACUAAAUGAGCCUUUCGAUAAUUCUUUUUUGGCAUCUAAUUUGGAACUACUUUUCGAUAUAUUUAUCAAGAUUUGUUUUAAUUAUAAUGUGUGCGUGUAUUGUAAGACAGAUCACUCCAUUUUGUCGUGUUCGUGAUUGAAUGUACUCUGUUAAAAGUCUGAUUCCAGUGAGAAUGUUAUAUAUGGUUCAUCGAUGAUCUUUGUUUCU
Erythranthe guttata (spotted monkey flower) is the source of this 1360-nucleotide messenger RNA. RefSeq names its product biotin carboxyl carrier protein of acetyl-CoA carboxylase 1, chloroplastic. Gene Ontology annotation, biological process: fatty acid biosynthetic process. The record is from RefSeq and is a predicted model, not a curated record. Lineage: Eukaryota; Viridiplantae; Streptophyta; Magnoliopsida; Lamiales; Phrymaceae. Gene Ontology annotation, cellular component: acetyl-CoA carboxylase complex. Gene Ontology annotation, molecular function: acetyl-CoA carboxylase activity.